GAGUUGUCUGUUAUUGGAUCUUCAAUGCAGAUCAAGGAGCUCUUGCCUCUUUACAGAAAGUUUGUGGAUCACAGGAAACUGCCAGAGCUCAAGAUGUACGAUCUUUCACUAUUUCAAGGGAGGGCUGAACAAAAUGAGGAUCAUAAGCUUGGUGAAUUGGGGAAGAAGAUUAAGCAAGAUCUUGACGAUGCAAAAGUUGCAGCAGAAGAAAAACAGAACUUGUAUGAUCAGUGUGUCAGCUCUGUUGCACAGCUGGCGAAGUCAAUCAAGUAGCAUGACAAUAGUCGGGAAACAAGGGUUAAUGAUCUAGCGAAAAAGGUUAAGAAGACAAAGGCCCAAAUGCAGUCAGCUUCAAAGGAUCUCAAGGUCAGGAACGCUUUCUUUUUUCUGCCGGAUUGCUAUUGCAUUGUUAACUUGUACCAACCAAAAGUCUGAUACUGUGAAAUGCUAAGACUUCUCUAACUGAAUAACUGCAUCGAGUUGUAACAUGUUCUGUCUUGUUAAUAGGCGCAUGAGCAUGAAAGAGAGAGAAUGGUUUUGGAACGUGAAGUAGUCAUCAAAGAGCAUGCGUCAUUAGAGAGUCAAUCAGCUUCUCCUUGAAGGCACAAAUCAAUAGUCUUGAUGUUGAAGUAGAAGAACAAAAAGCCAAGGUAAUAUCUAGACCUGGUUCAGGCUCUGUUACAUGUAUUAUGUACAUAAUUGCAGGAGUAUUUGAACAAGGCUACUGUUGCAGGUAACAUCCAUACAUGGUAAUUGUGAUAGUGCUCAAUCUGAGCUUGAUUCUGUCCGCCAUAAGAUGAAAGAGUAUGACAUCCAAGUUAGUAGCAUUGUCAAGGAACAGCUAAAGCGGCUGCACAAAAUUACUGAGAUCAAGCUUGAGCAAAAGAAGUUGGAAAAUGAGGUAAAUCUGUGUUCGCACUGGUACUUUGCAUGCCCAAUGAUCUAAAACAUGAAAAGAAUGGAAAUGGAACACAAGGAUUGCUCUACUAGAGUUGAGAAACUGCUGGAGAAGCAUGCCUGGAUUGUAACUGAGAAUCAGUUAUUUGGAAGAAGAGGAACUGAUUAUGAUUUUGAAUCACGUGAUCCUCAUAGGGCUAGGGCGGAACUGGAGAAGCAGAGCAAUCAGGGCGAGUAAAGGGUUAUUGCGACAGUGCAUUCUAUUAUUUAACCUCAGGGUUAAUAAUGUGAAAGCAUGCAACUUUUUACCUACCUUCCUGCAUAAGAAUAACUAGCCUUCUGUUUAGUGCACAACACAUGCUUUUCUGCAGACUUUAGAUGUGCAUGUUCUAUUACCUAGUGAUGCUUGUUCCUUAGUAUUGCUUUUUUUAAUAUGAACCUACUGUAGUUUGGAGAAAAGGUGAACAAGAAAGUUAUGGCGAUGUUUGAGAAAGCUGAUCUGUUAGUUCCUUGUUUUUUCAUUAGACUGAUUAAUCACCUAUGCUUCUUUGCGAUGAAUGGAAUCUUUGCUUUGAAGUCUUAUUGCAUUUUUGGUGUUUCUAGCAUGAGUUUUGAUUAACCUGAAACAUCAUUGAAAUUAAUUUCAGCCAAAUGCUUCGAUGAGGGGUCAUGUUGAUGAAUUUCUAGAUGUCCAUUGAAGAUGCCGGAUGCUUAGAAUAAGCCUGGGAAUAACAA
This is a messenger RNA of Linum trigynum, 1632 nucleotides long. The record is from the annotation of a GenBank genome assembly. Lineage: Eukaryota; Viridiplantae; Streptophyta; Magnoliopsida; Malpighiales; Linaceae.